CGCAGCGGUAAAGUAGCUGCAGUAUGUUCCGUCCGUACGUUAAAUGUGAGAGGACAGAAAACACAAUGCUAACUUAACGAAUUUAUUAAGAUUUAGCUUAUAGAAUAGCUUAUAGUGCAUACUUAUUGGAACAAAAACGCACGGGAUGGCGUUAACAAGGAAUAUGUUAUCGCUAGCGUUUUGUGAAGUAAAAACGCUCAAUUGUGAUAUUGAUAUUAAUAUUAAAUAAGUAGGAUAACCGAAACCACCAAGUGAUGCGUUGAAGUGAUCUGCACAGCUUUUAAAUCAAAUUCUAUUAUCAAAUAUUAUCGCAGUCUUUGAGCACAAAGAAUUAUGUUGCAGUGUGCUAAAUUAUGUAAACCACAACGAAGCACAGCUAUUUUAUGUGUAACUUUGUUCCAGAUCGCAUAUAUGGCGUGUCAGCCGUAGCUACUUUAACGUUGUUACUUUUGUUUCAAUAAAACCGGAACUAUUUAGCUUAUUAAUUGUGGAAAGUGCAAAUUUCGUUAUUACUGUAGGCCUUUGCCCUGUCUGAGCAACCGCUGCUCUUUCGAGACUUUUGUCAAUGUUGGCUGGGUUUUUUUGCAAAGAGACUUUUUGUCUAAGCGGGUUGAGUGUGAGCUUGGUGAAAAACCCCUCCCCCAAGCCUUAGUGAAACAGGAACAACUUCUUCGAGAGAAAAAAAGUUGCACAAGUGUGAAACGUCUUGAAGAAACUUUUUGGUAGUCUGGCGUACCCCAGUCAGACGCUGAGAUUUUUUUUUUGUUUGUUUUGUUUUAUGGAUUUCUGUUGUUAGUGGAUGUUCUAAAAAAUCAUUCACACCCCGUCUUAAUCUUCUUCUCCCCCUCCUGGAAAAUGGUUUAUUGACUUCGAAGAUUUAAUUGGGUGCAAGCUUUCGUUUGUGGAAUAAGUUAGCAGCAAGCUACCUCUUUCAAAAGAGAAACUACAGGAUUCGUGGGAUAUUACUGCUGAUCACUCUACAAAAUCUUUAUUUGGAAUGGAGCAACUUCCUGGUGAAAAUCGGUCUUUGUUCAUUUUGCACAAAUGGGUUUGUGAAUGGAUGGUGUGAGCUACUCUUGAGGACGAGCUGCAGGAUUGGAGACUGGGAGGCUGCGGUGGUUUGUGAAACUGCUCUAGAACACACAGGCUCGCUUUGUCUGCUGGGGAGGGGUCAGAGGUCACGGCCCAGGGGACCUUUGGGCAGGCGCUCCUGAUGAGGAACAGCCCGAGAGCCCUGUGACACCUGGGGGCAUUCAAGAUUCCAGAGUUUGGUCUGCGUGUCCAGUUGCUGUGCUGAAGAAGAUAUGGCGACAGCUAUAUCGUGACACAGAGGGACAUGGGUGCCCACGGCCUGUGAGGGCUCCUGGGAGACGCAGAGAAUGCUGGAGUUGCAUGACGACAGAGCAGCAGCAGCAGCCGCAGCAGCAGCAGCAGCACAUUUCGGAAAGAAAGAGCGCCCUAAGAAGGAGAGGGAGGAGGCCAAGGACGGCCGUCCCAGCAGCACCACCAGCAGCAGCAGCAGCAGCAGCAGCGUCAGCGCCAGCGCCGGGCCCCGGAGCACUCGCGCCAAGGCUGCUCCCACUGCCACGCCCACUGCCACGCCCACGCCCAGCCCACACCAGCACUUGACUCCACCCUCUGCCUCCCUGGGAUCUCCGUCAAUGCAUUCCAGCAAUCCCAAAGUGAGGAACUCCCCAUCGGCAAACACUCAGAGCAGUCCAAAAUCCAAGCAGGAGGCGAUGGUGCGGUCACCCCCUGUGAUGUCUCCUUCCAGCGCCGCCCAAAUGGACUCCAAACUGCCCAAUCAGGGAAAGCAAGGGGGCACGGGCGGCCAAUCGCAGCCGUCCCCGUGCGACCCCAAGACACUGAGCGGCAGCCACGCCCCGAAAGGGCCCCAGGGGACUGCGGGCGGCCUAGGACUUAAAAACGGACAGGGCCUGAAUUCGGGCAACGGGGCCAAGGGCAAGGUGAAGAGGGAAAGGAGCACGUCUGUGGAAUCUUUUGAGCAGCGGGACACGGGGACACCCGGGAACGAGGUGGAGCAGAAAGAAGCGGGCAGCCGUGCCAAGCGGAUGUGCGUCGCCGAGCGACGGCAGCCUUACAGCGGGACGGACUGGUGCUCCGGGGGCGAGAGCGAGGAGGACGACCCGCGCUUCUUCAACUGUAACUCCAGUGACGUGAAGCCCCAGGACUCCAGCUCCCUCCCUCCCCCCGGCGCCGGGCUCAGCCGAUCAUCCACGCCUUCCCACAAUGCCGCAGGGGGGCAGAACGCCGUCUCCGAGCCGGCCAGCAGCCAGAAGCCUCCCUCGAAAGUUGUUUACGUCUUCACCACAGAGAUGGCCAACAAGGCUGCGGACGCGGUCAUCACAGGCCACGCCGACACCAUCAUCGCCUACCACAUGAAGAACAUCUCCCACAGCAAGGCUGACAAGCCCCACCUCCCUGUGAACAAUCAGGUGGGGUCCCUCCGGAGCGAUCCGAAAGCCGGGCCCCCCCAGCAGCAGCAGCAGCAGCAGGCCCACCCCCCAGACCAGAACCACCAGGCCUCCAAAGCCCCGCCGACGCAGGGGCCCAAGCUGGGCGGCCUGCCCCAGGACGGGGCCUCGGCGGCGGGCGUCGACUCCAAGGGCAGCAGCCCCCGGAACACUGCCACGCCUCAGGACGGCGGCCCGCCCUCCGGCACCCCGGGCCCCCAGCAGCCCGCCUUCCCCUCCCUGGAGGGGCUCCCCAAGGGGGCGGACGCCAAGAUGACGGCCCAGCACCACCAGCAGCUGGCCAACGAGAUCAUGUCCAGCAUGGGGGACAACCCCGAGGGCCUGUCGCAGGAGCAGCUGGAGCACCGCGAGCGCUCCCUGCAGACGCUGCGCGACAUCCAGCGCAUGCUCUUCCCCGACGACAAGGACACGCCCCCGCCCCUGCCCCCCAACCCCGGCAUGAUGGAGGGCCCCAAGAAGCCCGACCAGGGGCCCCUGCAGGCCAUGAUGGCCCAGUCUCAGAGCCUGGGCAAGCCCAGCCCCGGGCCCCGGCCCGACGGGCCCCCCUUCGGCCCCCCCGGCCACAGGGACAUGCCCUUCUCCCCGGACGAGCUGGGGCCCCCACCCCCCGGGCCGGGGGCGGAGCCUGGGGAUCACAUGACCCCGGAGCAGAUGGCCUGGCUGAAGCUGCAGCAGGAGUUCUACGAGGAGAAGAAGCGGAAGCAGGAGCAGCUCCAGCACCGGCCCCUGUCCGACAUGAUGCUGCACCAGCACGGGCCCCGGGGCCUCAUGCGCGGGCCCCCUCCUCCGUACCAAAUGAACCCCGGCGAGGUGUGGGGCCCCGGGGGGCCUGAGCCCUUCCCCGAGCAGAUGAGCAUGGGCCCCCGGGGCAUGCACCCGCCCCACCACAUGCAGAGGAUGCCGGGGUUCCCCAUGAUGAACCCCGACAUGGACCCCGGCCCCAACCCCAUGUCCCGGCCGGGCCUGGCCUGGCCGGACGACAUGCCCAAGAUGGGGGAUGGGCGAGGCUUUCCCCCGGGGCAGGGGGUGUUCGGGGGCCCCGGCGGGCGAGGGGAGAGGUUCCCCAAUCCGCAGGCGGUGCAGGAAGCCAUGUUCCAGCAGAGCAUGGGGGACAAGCAGCCCAUGGGUCUCCCCCCCGGCAUGGUGAUGGAGAUGAGCAGGAUGAUGGGAAACCAAAGAUGCAUGGACCCCCGUAUGCCCGGGGGGGAGGGCCCCAUGAGCCCCUCCCGCAUGGAGUUUGUGAAGGGGUUGGGGCGGGACAUGGGGGAAUUCGGCAUGGGCCCCGGGAACAUGAAGGACAUGCACUUGAGCAUGGGGCCCGGCCCGCCGAUGAUGGGAGGGAAGAUGCGAGAGCCGCCCAUGAACCUGAGCCCCGAGGAGAUCAUGAAGAUGAGGCAGGGCGGAGGAGGAGGGGGUCCUCCGCCGGAGAACAUGGGGCCCCCGCCCGAAAACAUGGGGCCCCAGCAGAAGAUGCUGCAGGGGCCCCCGUUCCCCGACCAGCCGCAGCCAGGGGACUUCAACAUGGGGCCUAACAGGCAGUUCCCGGGGAUGCCCCACGGGCCUCAGGGGCCCGGGAACAUGAGGGGCCCCCGGGGCGAGCAGCCUUUCGGCCCCGAUCAAAGAACUAACAUGGGCGGCAACGGGCGGCUCAGCCACCUGCCGCCUCUACCUCCCAAUCAGCAGCCCCCUCUGAAUUCCGGAGGCCUGGGCCCGGGGCCCCAAGGGGGCCAGAGGGGCCUGGGGCGCAAGCCCUCGGACUUGAGCGUGCAGCCGGGUCCCGUCAGCUCGCCCAACGUCAACCCGCUCAAGUCGCCCACGCUGCGGCAGGUGCAGUCGCCCAUGCUGGGCUCCCCCUCCGGGAACCUCAAGUCCCCCCAGACGCCGUCCCAGCUAGCCGGCAUCCUCACCGGGCCCUCCGCCGCAGCCGCCGCCGCCGCCGCCGCCUCCAUCAAGUCCCCGCCCAUGAUGGGGUCGGCUGGCGCCUCCCCUGUCCACCUCAAGUCCCCCUCUCUCCCCGCCCCCUCCCCCGGCUGGACCUCCUCCCCCAAGCCCCCCAUGCAGAGCCCUGGGAUUCCCCAGAACAGCAAGCCCCCCCUCAGCAUGACCUCGCCCAACAUGAUGGGCGGCGUCGAGCAAGGUGGGAACGGUCCCCCCUCAGCACCCCCCUCUAGUAACUCCUCUGGCCAGCCCGGUUCCAUGAACCUGUCAGCGGGUCUCUCAACAGGCAGCCCCUACGCCCUGCCCCCUGAGCCCACGCUAUCCCAGAAUCCCCUCUCCAUCAUGAUGUCCCGAAUGUCGAAGUUCGCCAUGCCAAGCUCGACGCCCCUCUACCACGACGCCAUCAAGACUGUCGCCAGCUCUGACGACGACUCGCCGCCUGCCCGGUCUCCGAACCUACCUAUGAAUAACAAUAUGCCUGGAAUGGGAGUGAAUCACCACCCGGGCCACCCCCGCAUGAUGGGCCCCAACUCUUCCGGCCACGCCCUGAGCCCCAUGAGCAUGAAUAUGGGUUCCCAGCCGCUCUCCCACGGCAUGCCCAACCAGAUGCCCUCGCCCAACCCCAUGGGCCCGGGCAUGCCCCCACACCCCGGGUCUAUGGGCCCGGGCAUGCUGCCCCACGGCAUGAUGAUGCCCCCGGUGUCCCAGGACCCCGGGAUGCCCGGCUCCCAGAUGAUGCCUCAGGGCCGCAUGGGCUUCCCCCAGCGGCAGCAGGGCUUCCCCCCGGGCCAGUCGCCCCCCCAGCAGGUCCCAUUCCCCCACAACGGCCCCGGGCCCCAGGGGGGCUUCCCCCACGGAAUGGGGUACCCCGGGGAGGGGGGCCCGAUGGGCAGGCUGGGCGGCAUGGCCCACGGCCCGGGCGGCGAGCCGGGCAUGUGCAAGCCCAGCGGACCGGGCGGCCCCGAGGCCUUCGGCAACAUGCCCGGCGUGUUCAACGACGCCGACCUGCACGAGGUCAUCCGGCCCGGAGCCUCGGGCAUCCCCGAGUUCGACCUGUCCCGCAUCAUCCCGUCCGAAAAGCCCAGCCAGACCCUGUCCUACUUCCCCCGGGGCGACACUGGCGGGGGAAAGCCCCCGGGGUUCCCCCAGAUGCAAGGCAUGAUGGGGGAGGGGAGUCCCAGGAUGGGCCUGCCGAUGCCGGGCCCCGGGCACAUGGGCCCCCAGGACAUGCCCAUGGGUAAUCCGGGACAGCACGGCAUGCGCCCGCCGGGCUUCAUGCCCCAGGGCAUGAUGGGACCUCAGCACCGGAUGCUGUCGCCGGGGCAGCCCGGCAUGAUGGGCGGGCCCGGGAUGAUGCAGGGCAAAGAGAGGGGCCCACUUUACAACCACCCGGGGCCCGUGGGCUCGCCCAACAUGAUGAUGUCACUACACGGGAUGGGCGGCCCCCAGCAGACUAUGAUGAUGCCGCCGCAGAUGAGGCCCCGUGGCAUGGCCGGCGACGUGGGCAUGGGCUUCAACCCCGGGCCCGCGAACCCAGGGAACCUAAUGUUCUGAGCUGCUGAGAACUCGCAAACAAAGGAACGCAAAAAACGACAAGCUCGAGUGUGAGAAUCGAGAGAGGAGUACAAUGACUAGACUUGUCCUUAACAAGCACGGGUGUAGCUGGGGACUACAGGAGAAGCGCUGUCGCUUACACCUGCUCUUAACGUGAGGAGUGGCGACCCCACAUUCCCCUCCUGCUCACCCUCUGGCAGCAAAACCAUGGCCCGUUUUUUGCGGAUUUGGUAAACGCACCCCAAAGGGGAUGUGUACAAAACCAGAAUGAGUUCUUCACGGAUCUUCUCAUUUUUGGGGUGGGGUGGGGUGGGGCGGGGCGGGGCGGGUGGGCGAAGGGAGGAGGAGGAGCGGGGGUGGAUUUGUUUGAGGAACUUCUGAAUGUAUGGAAAUAAAUCUACGUCAUUAGCUCAGAACUGCUCCUAGAAUUUUUGAAAUCCAUCACGUCUGGACUUCGGAAGCUACGUCGGGGAAAAAAAACAAGAACCGAAACGAACCGGAAAUAGAGGUCUGUAGUUGUACUUUUUUUUACAAAAAAAUGUAAAAUAAAAAAAACGAAACAAAAAACGAUUCAUCAAGGAAAGGGUAAAAUACACAAACCGAAAAAAUUGCAGUGAACUCGCAAAAAGAGACUCCAUUUUGUCACCAGGUUUGCAACGUUAUUGCUGUCUGUUAUCGUCUCAUCUGAGCUGUUCCCUCCAGAGAUAAAAAUGCUCUUUGUAUUUGUGUACUGUACUUGUAUUGUAAAAGGGAUUUUAGCAGUGACUUCUUUAUGGGUUUUCCCAUCUGUUUUGCAUUAGGGGGUGGGAGGUGGUGGUACCCCCCCCAACACCCCCACCACACAGUACUGUUUACCACAGGUGGGCUUGGACAAUUUUCUUUUUUUAUUUGUAACUCCAGUGUAUAACAAACCAAACUAUGACCUCAUUACAGAUAAUAGUAUUAUAAAAAGCACAAACAUGGAUUAACUAUAAAUAAAAAGGUGUCUCUCUUCUUUUUUUAUUGUAGAGAAAAACACUAUGGAUAAAGUAGGAACCGUAAUUAUCUAUAUGCAGUGUGUCCUCUGGUUCUUCAGCCACAUUUUCCAAGGGGGAUGGGGGAGUCCUCAGUUCUCAAACUGGUGGUUUAUGCUUGUUCCAGGUUCAGUCUUUUACCAUUUUACCUGGUUUUGACGGUCUACAAACAUGACUUCAUUAUUAUUAUUAUUAUUAUUUUCACAUUUUCUGUGUAUAGUUACUCAAGAUAAUUCCAGGUGUUCAAGGCAGUGAGACAACACCUGGGCUUCUGGAGGUCAAAACCAGGAUUUUGUUUAAAAAAAAAUGAAUAAAUGAAAUAAAAAAACUAAAAGAAACCAGAACUAAAACAUAGAAAAGGGUUUGUUUCGUUAUCUCCCUCCCCCUCCUGUGUAAACUCGUCAUGUGUAACUCCAUUGACUUUGGUACAGAACCACUUCCCAGCGCUGUGGUGUUGAAGACAAAUAAAAUAUAUUGUUUGGUAUAAA
Molecule: messenger RNA, 7488 nt
Organism: Anguilla anguilla (European eel)
Lineage: Eukaryota; Metazoa; Chordata; Actinopteri; Anguilliformes; Anguillidae
Gene: bcl9
Product: BCL9 transcription coactivator
Exons: 11
Coding region: 1380-5987 (1535 amino acids)
Biological process (GO): canonical Wnt signaling pathway; positive regulation of transcription by RNA polymerase II
Cellular component (GO): beta-catenin-TCF complex
Molecular function (GO): beta-catenin binding; transcription coactivator activity
Source: RefSeq, a predicted model, not a curated record